UCCGGCCCAACCCAUCCUGCGAUGCACCGCCGCUGUCUGCAAGGACUAAGCACCAGCAGCCCGGUUCAUCAACGGCUACGCAUGCUUUGCACCGAAAACAGACCGACUGUCGACCCGCUGCUGCAAGAUGUACCACUCUGACCACGGUGUUGACUUCCAUGACCUCUCCUUCCAAAUCCCUGGCAGCGCUGCAGAGCUGGGCCCGGCACACAGAGAGUGAACUCAACUCCCAACAAACCACACAUCCACCGUCCCCCUUCACCCACACAGGGCCUCCCUCUACUCCAGUCCCUCCCUCCGGAUCAUGGACAGCCCUCCUAAGCUGUCAGGCGAGACCCUGAUCGUGCAUCACAUCCCCCUGGUGCACUGCCAGGUGUCCGGCGUGCGGCAGGGUGGCUGCGGGAUCUCGCUGAAGAGGGGCAACCCGUUCAUCCCACCGGAGAACCUGGGCUUGAGUCGCACCACAUCCCUCCCCGAGAGAGACGUCCUUCAGAGAGAGGCUCUGCUCUACAGCAGCCUGAUCCAGACCUCCAGCGGCUCCUGGACCUCCACAAAAGGGGGGAGGAGAGAGAGGAAGGUCGGCGGGAGGGGAGGCAGCACGGCAAGUGACGACUCAUCGUUUACCUCGAGCAAUUCAGAGGACCAGCUGAUUACUGCUCACACGUUGCCCAGAGCCAAACCGAGGAACAGGAAUCCGUUGCGUCAUAAUCCAUUCCUGCUGAAUACCGAGGACGAGGAUGAAGAAGAAGAAGAGGAGGAGGAUGGCGACAACCUCAGUGGUUACCUUGAGGACUCCUCUUUUCACCUCCACAGUGACACUAACUCCGCCCUCAACGACGGGAUGGCUCCUUUCCACUUACACGACCUUGGCUUUGCCUCUGAGCCCUUCCUUUUGCACCGGUCGGUGGGCGGGAGCCGUCGGGAGUCCCUGAGGGCGGCGGCCUCCAAUCUCUCCGCCCACCUGGAGGACCUGGACAUCCUGGGACUGGACAGCCAGCUGCGCCUCGGCAGCAGCGGCUCCAACAUGUCCAUGGACUGCGGAGAGCAGGACUGGGGCGAUGACGACGGAGAAGACGAGGACCACCCCAUGAGGUGCGGGCGAAGCUCCUCCAGCUGCUGCACGCAGCACUGCUUCUGCUGCGCGCUCUCCCAGAACUACCCGCAGCACUUCCCCGAAGCCUUCUCGGAGCCCUUCUCGGAGUGCCAGCAGGGCUACGGCAGCGACUCCUCUUGCAACAGCUCGGACGGCGUGCUGGUGAACUUCAGCGCCAUUUACAACAAGAUGAACAACAGUAUACCGGAGAAGCCACCGGCCUCCGGGCACACCAACCUCAACAGCUCCACCGACCACUCCCGCACCUCGUCUGUUUCUGAUCCACCGGGAAACAAGCGAGACUCCACAGGAGGGGCUUUCUAUCUGGACCUUCACACCUCCCCGACUGAACCUCCCCUAUCGCAGCAACAGCCCUCCUGCCUCGGCAGCGCCUUCCCUCUCAUCCGUGAGCCGCACCUGUCCACCUCCUCCACCUGUUCGUGCGCCGUGGAGCACCAGGGGGCUCUCGACCUCGACGCCAACUGCAACUCCUACCACCCUCCGCACUCUGGGUCGUCCGGAGACCUCGCUUCCUGUCUGCAGAGUGAGGCCCGCCUGGUCGUCGCCACCCAGAACUACUACAAGCUGGUCACCUGCGACCUGUCGUCCCAGUCGUCCCCGAGCCCCGCGGGCUCCUCAGUCAAUAGCUGCUCCGACGAGCACAGCAAAGGCAGCCCCACCCCGACCCAGCCCAAUGAGUACUUCCUGUUCAGGCAGAGAGCUGGUGAGGAGGGUGUGGAAGAAGAGGACGAAGAUGGAGAGUCGUCUAGGCGUGAUGAUGAUGGUGGUGAUGAUGAGGAUGACGAAGAGGACGAGGAGGACGAGAAGAAGAACCAGCAGGUGGCCGUUGGAGCCGACGGUGCUCCUGCCGUGAUUGAAGGCCAGGUCUAUGUCAACGUCUCCCCUCCUGUGGUCGUCCGCGGUGCGAUCGGAGCCUCCUCGGGAAGCCGCCCCCGCUCUCGCAGCUACGACCGCAACCUGGACAAGUCUCCGCCCCCCCGGCUCGGAUCUCUUGAGCGCAUGUUGAGCUGCCCCGUCCGGCUCAGCGAGGGCGCCGCCCCGACACCGCCCCCUCCUCCGCGAGUCACCUCCUUCGCGGAGAUCGCGAGGAGCAAGCGGAGAAACGGAGGCUCGGGGGGUUCGCCGUCGCAGAAGGCAGCUGCAGACGCUUUCUCCUUCACUUACUCCACCCAAUCCCACUCCUCUCUGGAGUUCUCUCCGAUCCUGGAGCAGCGUUCAGAGAUCGACUGUCAGAGCCUGUCGCCUGUACCCUUCACCAGAUGUUACAGUCAAGGCAGCGCGGAGCGACACCUGGAGGGGGCGAGGGAGACCCGGGCCAGGGCUGAAGGUGGCCUCUCCAGUUCCUCAGACAGCCGCCCGGCAGUGUUCCGCUACAGUAAGGACCAGCGGCCCACCACCCUCCCCAUCCAGCCCUUCACCUUCCACCACCAGUUCGCCUCCAAACCCCCACAGCCCAAGCCUCUGCUGCCCCUGCUCACAGGCUACGUCUCUGGGAUGCAGGCCCGCUCUGGCUCCGGCUCCGGCACUGGCUCCGGCUCUGGAGAUCCUGUGGGGGAGGACAGUGAAGAUGCAGCUGAAAAUGUGCACAGGUACCAGGGGGCUCUGGCUGCAGCAGCAGCCCCUCCGCCUGGAUCGGUUCGACCCUCACCUCUCGGGAGCUACUCCCCGGUGCGGCUGCAUGAGGCGCCCAGCUCCGGGACCUGCUCCACCUGCACCCCGAGCCCUCAGCCGCAACACAGCCUCUCCUGCCCGCUUUCGGCGGGCCUCGGCCCCCUGCGCUCCCCACCGACGGGAAAGCAGGGAGGGGGUUCGGUGUCGUUACCGCCAACCACUCCACCUCCAUCCCUGGGCGUGAAGAGAGGGACGGUGCCGCCGAUGCUGCCGGCGGUGCAGGGCCACUGUUUCCAUCAUGGAGCUCUGCCCAGUUUGCCGGCUCUCCACACUGACUCGCUGAGCCCUCUGGGCUGUGUGGAGUCUGGAAAACACGUGGAGGGAAGCACAGCACCCGGAGCCAGAACUCAUAACGCGCACCACCUCUCCCCCCAGGCUCUCAAGUGGAGGGAGUACCGCCGUCGAAACCCUCUGGGACUGGAGAGGGCCUCGGCGGGCCACUCUUCCGCUGGAUCGGGCUCCCUCUCUGGUAACCCGGAACCCAGGAGGGGCGGGGGACCGCGACCCGCCAGACGGAACGUGUUCGAUUUCCCUUCGGCCCCCUCCGUCCACGCGCUGGGACGCCUCAACGCAGCGAGCCAAUCAGCUAAGCUGCAGCAGAUCUACAGCGACUUCCUGCCGGACUACUUCUCUAUGACCGAGAAGCCUCCCGAGGAGUUCUGCCUCUCCCCCGACGCGUCCACCUCCUCCCCCUCCUGCAGCUCCUCCUCACAGUCCCACAUCUCUGUGGACCUGACGCUUAAGAGAGGUUUGGUGAAAGCCGUGAACACGGCAGUGGAUCUGAUCGUGGCACACUUCGGCACCAGUCGGGACUCUGACGUAAAGGCCAAGCUGGGGAACAGCUGGGUGAGUCCCAACGUGGGCCACCUCAUCCUGAAGUACCUGUGCCCGGCCCUGCACGAGGUGCUGCAGGACGGCCUGAAGGCCUACGUGCUGGACCUGAUCAUCGGUCAGCGGCGUUGUCAGCCCUGGAGCCUGGUGGAGGCCUCCACACAGCUGGGUCCGUCCACUCGUCUUCUCCACAGCUUGUUCUCAAAGGUGAGCCAGUACUCGGAGCUCACAAGCCACAGCAUGAGGCUCAACGCCUUCAUCUUCGGCCUGCUCAACCUGAAAUCUUUGGAGUUCUGGUUCAAUCACCUCUACACACAUGAAGACAUUGUAGCAGCACACUACAGCCCGUGGGGUUUCCUCCCCCUGUCACAGGGGGCGUGCCAGCCGCUCUUCGAGGAGCUCCUCCUCCUGCUGCAGCCACUGUCGCUCCUCCCAUUUGACCUGGACCUGCUGUUCGAACCGCACCUCCUCCAAAAGGGCCAGGAGCAUCUCCGCCGCAAGGAGCAGCUGUGCUCUGCAGGCCAGAGCGUCGACCAGUCGACUCGCUCCACCUUCCAGCUCAUGAGGGGCUGGAGCACCACCGUGAGCGAGAUGGUCAGAGACUCCGGUGCGGAGGCGAGGAGAGAGAGGCCAGGCCUGAGGCGAGAGGGAACGUGGCCGAGGACGGAAGGGGUCGGCUCGAGAGCAGAGGGAGCCGGAGCGAAACCAAGGUUGAGGACCAAGGGGGGGACAACCGAGAGCAUGACGGCCGGGACUGUUAGCGGGCCAGCAACGAUGGAGGUCGGGUUUGCCAAUCUGUGGAAGGAGAGGGGGAUGAGCGGGCAGAGAAUGAAAGGCGUGGGACAGGAGAGCCAAGGAGACGGGGAGGAUGGAGAGGAGAAGGACAGGAAGAAGGAGAAAGAGAAGGAUGUGGCGGAGGAGGGGCGUCAGCGGCAGGAGAGACAGGCGGGCUGGUGGUACCAGCUCAUGCAGUCCUCCCAGGUUUACAUCGACCAAUCAGCGGAGGGGUCAAAGUUUGUUAAGACGGAGAAAAGGAGGAGGUCAUCAGAGAGACGACAGAACCAGCUGCCGCCCGCCAGAGAGGGAGUGGUGGAGGGGGCGGAGUCGAGCCAAGAAGGGGAGGGGCAUAGAAGCAGGAAAAGCAGCAGCAGCAGCUCCGGCAGGCAGUCAGCCGGAUCCAGUGGGAGGCCGUCAUGGAUGGGCAGCCCGCCAGACUCUGUCCUCAACCAGGAGAAAGAGGCAAAACCUCCGAAGGGUACAGGGACUGGAGCUCAAGCUGCAGCCCAGCAGGAGAGCCCCUCACAGGGGCAGAGUCUGCGCUGGGGCAGGCUCUUUGGAUCCAGCAUCGGAUCUCCUUCAAGAGUGGAGGCAGCUGAACAGAAAGCAAAAGCUCAGAAGACCAGACCGCCGUCAGGUUGGCUCUCUCUGGACCGGUCCAUUCUUGACCUCGUAGCUCAGACAUUAGGAACAGGGAGCGGGAAGAAGGAGGAGCCUCCAGCAGCGCCCACUCACACCGAAACCCUGCCUCCACCAACGACAACCCAACCAACUAAAGCCAGACAAAAGUCUUCAUGUGAAGUGCGAGCCUUGUGUCACCACAUAGCCACCGAGCCCGGCCAGCUGAGCUUCAACAAGGGCGACGUCCUGCGGGUCCUGUGCCGGGCCGACCCCGACUGGCUGCUGUGCUCGCUGGGCUCCGUCCAGGGCCUGGUUCCCAUCGUCUACGUCACCCUCAGAAGCAUGGAGGACAGCCAGGACGCCGCUGGACUCGGACAGCGUUGAAGAAUUAUCGGGAGAUGAAGGCAAACCGCUGAAACUAAAAUAAACUGUUUUUGAGAUAACUGCACAUUGGGGAUGAUUCCCGAAGACAAAAAAAACAUUGUAGAUUAUAUGAAGAUGAUGUACAGACACAUGCAAGGGAAGCAUGCAGGCAGGAACACAAACUCUCACAUCUACUUUAAAGGGUACAUCCAGACCAGUAUGCAUGCAUACAUCCACAAAACCAAAAGACCAGACGAGACAACCCAAAGACACUCCAACACGAGCUUCUCUCUCUGCGCUACUAGCUUCUCUCUGUGACUGUCAUCCAUCUCUACCUGCGACACAACGAGGAGGUCAAACUUCACUAUAUGAUAAUACAACGCGCCGAGCUGCACUUUGCUGUCCUGUCUGUACGUCCACCUCGCUGUGCCACACUCUGAACUCAGCGCUCAGUUAUCGCCCGCGGUCUGGUUCAAGUCCUGUUGCUUACUCGGUGCCGAUUGAUCUUUUAAAUUCACGUAGAAACCGGUGAGUCCUCGCUGUUUUUGGUAAGAUGU
Anarrhichthys ocellatus (wolf-eel) is the source of this 5934-nucleotide messenger RNA. It is a transcript of the gene rusc2, whose product is annotated as RUN and SH3 domain containing 2. The transcript is spliced from 13 exons. Gene Ontology annotation, molecular function: protein binding. The coding region runs from base 305 to 5398 and encodes 1697 amino acids. The record is from RefSeq and is a predicted model, not a curated record. NCBI's taxonomy places the organism in Eukaryota, Metazoa, Chordata, Actinopteri, Perciformes, Anarhichadidae. Gene Ontology annotation, cellular component: cytoplasmic vesicle.